Molecule: messenger RNA, 1020 nt
Organism: Phalaenopsis equestris
Lineage: Eukaryota; Viridiplantae; Streptophyta; Magnoliopsida; Asparagales; Orchidaceae
Product: thioredoxin-like protein CITRX, chloroplastic
Exons: 3
Coding region: 46-501 (151 amino acids)
Biological process (GO): cell redox homeostasis; plastid organization
Cellular component (GO): thylakoid
Molecular function (GO): protein-disulfide reductase activity
Source: RefSeq, a predicted model, not a curated record
AGACAAUAUCCUCGCCGUCAAAGCGUAGUACCGACUGCUGGAAGAAUGGCUACUGUCAUCCCUAUCUCCCCAUCCUCCGUAGCGUAUAGAUGUCGCCCCUCCUCUCCGGCCGCUCCUUUGCUUCUCUCUCCCCGCUUCGCCAACACGUCCUUCACCGUACCCCUCUCCUUGUUCCCUUCUCUCUCCACCCGAAACCGCAGGGCGUGCCCUGUAUUUGCCGCUGCUAAGAAGAAGUACAUCGAAGACGACUAUCUCGUGAAAAAGGUUUCGGCUAAGGAACUAGAAGAGUUAGUGAAAGGCGAGAGGAGCGUUCCAAUUGUUCUUGAUUUCUAUGCGACAUGGUGUGGACCUUGUAUUUUGAUGGCACAGGACCUUGAAAUGCUAGUGGACAUCGGUGCCGAAUCGCUCUACUAUAGCUCUUUGGAAAGAGAAUAUCAAUACGGGAAGUGGAAGCAAGCAUUUGAGACAAUCUGUCAAUGCGUUACCCUGGCGCGUAUAUGACCAAUUUCCACAUGCUCUCUUAUUUUUUUCUGAAGUAAUUUUCAGUCGGCUUGAAACCAUCCAAAUGCUAGAGAGUGGCAGGGUUGCAAUUCUGAGUAAUUGAGUGCGCUACUCCAAUUUCAAACACAAAGUUUCAAACUGUUUAGCAUCAGCCUUUUAUUCACGAGAAAAGUGCCAAUGUGAUCCCUUGACUCUUUGUAGGGAGUCAUUUUAGUCCUAGAGCCUAUAAGAGUGUCAAUUUAGUCCCCAUACUCUUUUAAUGAGGGCUAAAAUAAUCAUCUUUAGGGUUUAUUUUAGCUUAUAUUAAAAGAAUUUUUAGACUAAUUUAAUACUUUUAUCGACCCGAGUACUAAAAUGACCUCAUAUAAAUAGUCUGGGGACUAUUUUGACACUUCACCUUUUUUUUUUUUUUCACAUAAUGGUUCCUCGUAUGAACACCGGCCUUUAUCAAAUAAUUGAAACAUUAUUGCAAGUGAAAGUUUCUUGAGCAUUAAACUGUAUUAUUUACAAAAAAUAUGU